Paramuricea clavata is the source of this 645-nucleotide messenger RNA. NCBI's taxonomy places the organism in Eukaryota, Metazoa, Cnidaria, Anthozoa, Malacalcyonacea, Plexauridae. The record is from the annotation of a GenBank genome assembly.
AUGAUUCUUGUUUCUCUUGGCUGCUCUUCAGGACAAGAUCUUGCUGUCGAUCCUGAAAAAUCAACAAAACGUCUUAAACGGAUCGAUUUCAGGAAAUUCGACAAGAAAAACCCUAAAGAAUGGUUUGAACAUUUGGAAAUUAUAUUCAAAUCGGAACAAAUGGUUUCUGACAGUCAUCGCUUUGCCUCUCUUCUUAAGCUUAUCGACGAUUCAGUCUCUCCUCUUCUUAGCUCGAUUACAAGAGCAAAGCCUGAUGACGCUUACGUCCAAGCAAGAGAAGUUUUAAUUGCUGAGUUCUCUCUUUCCAAGUUCGACAGGAUUAAAGCUUAUCUUCAAGACUCUUCUCCAGAAGCUGAUGAACGCCUUUCUCAGUUUGCAUCGAGGAUUGAAGUUCAUUUCGAAGAUAUCACUCUCGAUGAUGUCAGAAAAUUCACCGUGCUUCGUCAUGCGCCUCCGGCCGUCCGCCUUCAAUUAGCUGGUGAAUUCGACUCGACUGGUUUCAAGGAACUUGUGAGAAAAGCUGACACGCUCUCACAACGUGCUCGUGAAGAUGCUUUGGUGGUCGGAGCUAUUCAACAUCGCGGUAGAGGAAAACCUUCAUCAUCUUCCAACAAUGGAUUUGUCAACCAAUCUCGGCCAGGAAAG